This is a messenger RNA of Loxodonta africana (African savanna elephant), 3408 nucleotides long. RefSeq names its product WASP actin nucleation promoting factor (gene WAS). The transcript has 12 exons. NCBI's taxonomy places the organism in Eukaryota, Metazoa, Chordata, Mammalia, Proboscidea, Elephantidae. The record is from RefSeq and is a predicted model, not a curated record. The coding region runs from base 499 to 2007 and encodes 502 amino acids. Gene Ontology annotation, biological process: regulation of Rho protein signal transduction; actin filament organization. Gene Ontology annotation, molecular function: actin binding; small GTPase binding.
AGUUUUAGUGCAGUAACCCUUCAGGACUGGAGGCCUUUGGCCUUGUCCCUAGGCUAACUGGAUGCUUAUGCGGAGGAAGGUGGCCACCCAGCCCCAUGACUGCUUCCUACCCCAUGACUGCUUCCUACCCCAAUGAGCCCUGCAGAAAUGCUGCCGAUGGCUUAACUCUCAUCACAGGAACACACCAGUGAGGGCGACUUAGAGCCAGUCAGAGGGAAAUGGGUCCCAGUCGGUUAGAACGGAGGAUGAGGACCUGAGCUGGUCAAAGUGAGAUGGCUCUAACCUGUCAAAUGGAGGAGGACCCCAGCCAGUCUGGUCUGAGGGAGGAGGGUCCAAGCCUGUCCAAGGGAGGAGGAGGCCAGGCCCACUGAGAGGCCCCUGGAGGACUUGUUUCCCUUGUGGUUUUUUUGUACUUCCUGUUCCCUUGCUCACUGCGGAAGUUCCUCUUCGUACUCUGCACCCAGAGCCUAGGCAGAGAGGACAAGGGCAGGAGGCACCAUGAGUGGGGGCACUGUGGGAGGCAGACCUGGGGGCCAUGGAGGUCCAGGGGUUCAGCAGAAUAUACCCUCAACCCUCCUCCGGGACCACGAGAACCAGCGGCUCUUCGAGAUGCUUGGAAGGAAAUGCUGGACACUAGCCACCGCGGUUGUUCAGCUAUACCUGGCGCUGCCCCCUGGAGCUGAGCACUGGACUAAGGAGCAUUGUGGGGCUGUGUGCUUCGUGAAAGAUAACCCGCAGAAGUCCUACUUCAUCCGACUCUACGGCCUCCAGGCUGGCCGGAUGCUCUGGGAACAGGAGCUGUACUCACAGCUGGUCUACUCCACUCCCACCCCCUUCUUCCACACCUUUGCUGGAGAUGACUGCCAAGCAGGGCUGAACUUUGCGGAUGAGGGGGAGGCCCAGUCCUUCCAAGCCCUGGUACAGGAGAAGAUACGAAAAAGAAAUCAGCGGCAAAGUGGAGACAGACGCCAGCUACUCCCAACACCAGCACCAGCCAAUGAGGAGAGAAGAGGAGGGCUCCCACCCCUGCCCCCACACCCAGGUGGAGACCUAGGGGGCCCACCAGCUGGCCCACCGGCCCUGGGGCUGGUGACAGUAGACAUCCAGAACCCGGACAUCACGAGUUCACGAUACCGUGGGCUCCCAGCACCAGGACCUGGCCCAGUUGACAAGAAACGCUCAGGGAAAAAGAAGAUCAGCAAGGCUGAUAUCGGUGCACCUAGUGGAUUCAAACAUGUCAGCCACGUGGGGUGGGACCCCCAGAAUGGAUUUGAUGUGAAUAAUCUGGACCCAGAUCUCCGGAGCCUGUUCUCCAGAGCAGGGAUCAGUGAGGCCCAGCUCACUGAUGCAGAGACCUCUAAACUUAUCUACGACUUCAUUGAGGACCAGGGCGGGCUGGAGGCUGUGCGGCAGGAGAUGAGGCGCCAAGAGCCACUUCCACCACCGCCACCCCCAUCCCGAGGAGGAAACCAGCCCCCCCGGCCCCCUACUAUGGGGGGUAACAAGGGUCGUUCUGGCCCACUGCCCCCUGUACCUUUGGGGGGUACUCCGCCCCCGCCAACACCACGGGGACCCCCACCCCCAGGCCGAGGGGGCCCUCCACCACCACCCCCUCCAGCCACUGGACGCUCCGGACCACCACCACCACCACCCCCCGGAGCUGGAGGUCCGCCCCUGCCACCACCACCGCCACCACCACCACCUCCACCCAGCUCUGGAGAUGGACCAGUUGCUCCUGCACCCCCUCCUGCUCUGGGGUCUGGGGGAGGCCUGGCCCCUGGUGGGGGUCGGGGGGCACUUUUGGAUCAAAUCCGGCAGGGAAUUCAGCUGAACAAGACUCCAGGGGCCCCAGAGAGCUCAGCACUGCAGCCACCACCACAGAGCUCAGAGGGGCUGGUGGGGGCCCUGAUGCACGUGAUGCAGAAGAGAAGCAGAGCUAUCCAUUCCUCAGAUGAAGGGGAGGACCAGGCCGGUGAUGAGGAUGAGGAUGAUGAAUGGGACGAUUGAGCUGCUAUCCCCAGUGUACCUCCCCAUAGUCCACCUGUGGCUCCCUGCUUCCCACUGGCAGCACCCUACUGUCUGCAUCCAGGCGCUAAGCGCUGUUUCUUCCCAAUCAACCCCCUACCCAGUGCUGUUAUCCCUGACAGGCCCCCACACUCACCCUAGCAAUAGCCAGGCCCCUUUUUGUAUGAAAUUUCUCAAUCCUCCUCACUCAUUUUUGAAACAAAGAUAAAGUAAUUGUCUUUUUGUCUCUCUAAAUCUGAGUUUGCUUAUAUUCCAAAUGUGGUCCCUGUUAUUUAUCUAGCUUUACAUAUAUGCCUUCAUUUAUUCACUUAGUCAUUUAGCCUGGUUUUUUGUUUCCUUCUGUCCUUCUUUCUUUCCACAAACAUUUAUUGCCACUGACUCCUCCCCUUUCCUCCACGACAUCCUCCUCCAAAAAAGGAGUAACUCAAACCUGUCCCUGUGUUUGAAGCUCUUCCCAGGGGAGUAAUUAGAAACUCUUGCACAUUAAAGCCUAAAAUCAAAGAAUUUAACCCUUUGCAUUUCUGAAAUCUGGUAGAUUUAACAUCUCAGGUAUCCUACCUUUAGAGAAGGAGGAGGAGAGGGGCAGGAAGAUAAAGGUGAGGGAGAAUCCAGGUUUCCAAGAGCAGCAGAAGAAUUUCUGAACCAUUGAGGUGGAGGUAGAGGGAGAGGGAGGAAACCAGCUAGACAUUGGGGGCAUUGGGGAUAAGAUAUCAGGAGUGGGAGCUGGCUUUGCCCCUUAAAAAUUCUCCCAGAACCAUGUAAGGGGAAAUUCUCCUUGAGGAGGAGGAGGGGGCGUGUCUCAGGUUUCUUUUAAUUUUUGAAAUAUUUCAUUAUUCCACUCCCACCUUAACCAGCCAGGCUCCCAGCAUGAGCACUGAGUCUAGAAAGGACCUGUCAGGUAUCAAUUACCCCCUCCCCACCCCUGCAGAAAGCCUAGAAAUCCAGUGCUCCAAGACAUCUCCCUUCUGCUGGGUGCUAGGGCCAUUUCUCCACCUUUGGAUAGGAAGGCAUCACCCAACCUCUGAAUCCCCUUGAGCAUGGGCUAGAGAAGGCAGAGACUCGAGGUGAAAGAAUUGACCGCGGGUGAGUUACUUGACCUCUUUGGGCCCCAGUUUCCUCAGUCUUUAAAAUAGAAAUAAAAAUGCUUACCUCAUAGGGCUGUAUUGAGAAUUAAAGUAGAUGGUGUCUGCAAACUGUCUGGAUCAUUGUAGGCAUUUAUAAACAUUAGCUGCCACUAUUGUUGCUGUGGUUGUUAUUGUUAUUACUGAAUUUCACUGACUCUGACUCACCAUUGAUUUAUAAAAUUAUAAAAUACACCAUUAUUUUAUGGAUCACUAAGAAAAGCAAAAAAAAAAAAAACCUACCAAUUAAAUUAUGACCCAA